Messenger RNA from Coregonus sp. 'balchen', 902 nucleotides. NCBI's taxonomy places the organism in Eukaryota, Metazoa, Chordata, Actinopteri, Salmoniformes, Salmonidae. The record is from the annotation of a GenBank genome assembly.
AAAAAGGACACUGUAAAAUGGAAAAUAAAAAUACACAGUAAGUUGAAAGAUGAUCUAUAUUGGCUUCGCCCCUUCUUUUCUGGUAAGUUUAAGUCAAAUCGCAAUUAAGUAAAGAUAUUCACGUUUGUGCUGUACUGACCUAAAGACUUGUGUUUGUGCAUCUUUUUACAAUUGAAUCUUGGUUCUCUGUUGCAGUGAGCCAGCCAGGAAGCUGUCAAUUUCCAUUCCCCAUGUCAGUCUCCCAGAUCACCCAAUCUCUGUAUCUGAGUGGUGUGGAUGCAAUCUUCAUGUCCACCAGUCUCUCCAGGAGGAACAUAACUCCGAUAGUCAAUGUCACAGCAGAGCACCCCUGUCCUCUGUAUGAGGGGGAGUGUCUCCAGGUACCCAUCCUGGACCAGCCUCACGCCCUCUUGGCCUGCCACUUACUGCUGUCGCAGUGUAUCCAUAACAACCGGGCUCCCGAGUGGGGCAGCGGUCUAAGGCACUGCAUUUCAGUGCUUGAGCCGUCACUACAGACCCCCGGUUUGAUUCCAGGCUGUAUCACAACCGGCCGUGAUUGGGAGUCCCAUAGGGCGGCGCACAAUUUCCCCAGCGUCGUCCGGGUUUGGCUGGUGUGGGCCGUCAUUGUAAAUAAGAAUUUGUUCUUAACUGACUUGCCUAGUGAAAUAAAGGUAAAAUAAAAUAAAAAAUCCCUGGACGGACAGGAGGCGGCUCUUUACUGUGUGAGUGGUUUAUGGAUAUGUGUCCCAAAUGGCACCCUAUUCCUUAUAUAGUGCACUACUUUUGACCAGGGCCUAAAGGGAAUAGGCUGCCAUUUGGGACAGAACGAUGGCUUGUCAGUUGGCUUUCUUCAAUGUCUGAGAAAAUAAUGAGUGCAAGUAGACCCGAUUGACAUGUCCUAA